Anopheles stephensi (Asian malaria mosquito) is the source of this 1691-nucleotide messenger RNA. Its product is annotated as pickpocket protein 28-like. Gene Ontology annotation, molecular function: ligand-gated sodium channel activity. Gene Ontology annotation, cellular component: membrane. NCBI's taxonomy places the organism in Eukaryota, Metazoa, Arthropoda, Insecta, Diptera, Culicidae. The record is from RefSeq and is a predicted model, not a curated record. Bases 20 to 1609 code for a protein of 529 amino acids. The transcript has 5 exons. Gene Ontology annotation, biological process: sodium ion transmembrane transport.
UGUUCGACACGGCCACAGAAUGACAAUUCGCACCAAGCUAAAGUCUAUCCCAGUGGGUGCAUUGUUUGAAGAGUACUGUUCCGAAAGUUCGGUUCACGGUGUGCGGUUUUUUGUCGGCAGCCAAAGAAGUGCUUGUGUCAAACUAACUUGGCUGACUGUAUUCAUCCUCUCGCUGGGCGGGUGUGGUGUGAUGAUACAGCAGGCGUACAAUAAAUGGGACCGUACGCCCGUCAUCGUUACCCUGUCGGAGGUCCCAACGCCCGUGUGGGACAUGACCUUCCCAGCCGUUACAAUCUGUCCCGAGAUAAAGGUGCUGAACACACGGUUCAACUUUACGCACGCGUUUGAAACCCUUCAAAGCGAGUGGUACCAGAUGAGACGGCCCAAGAACUUCACGUUCUCAGUCAGCGACGAAAGUAUUGGAAAGCUGAAAGCCAUCAUCCAUCACUGCCCGGGUGUGUACAAGCACGAGAAUAACUUCAUAUUUAACUUCAACCACGUGCCCGAACCCGAGCGGCUCGUGGACUUCCUGAAGAACGUUUCGCUCGACCGCUGGGGCGUAUUUACCAUGUGCAGUUCGACCAGCGAUGCCCGUUGCACCAACUACAUGCAGGUGACACUUACGAACGAAGGCAUUUGCUACUCCUUCAACAUGAUCCCCCAGGAGCAAAUGUUUCAACCGGACGUGCUGCACCACGAGUACCGAUAUUUGGACCGCUGGGAUGACGGUGGAGACGGAGAGCCGCUGAGCGAACCACUUCUGAAGGUGGCCGGGUCCGGUUUGGAUGCUGCCAUCGGAUUCAACCUAAUCCAUUAUCCGCUCAAAAUUGAUACCUCUUGUGUGCGUGGCCGUGGUUACAAAGUGCUCAUCCACGAACCGACCGUCUAUCCCGACCUGUCCAAGCGCAACAUACGGUUGUCCGUGUCGCAAACGCUUACCGUCGCGCUGAAGCCGAACAUUAUGAUGACCUCACCGGAGCUAGCCAAGUACAGUGCCCAGAAGCGCCAGUGCUACUUCACGCACGAACAUCCGCUACGCUUCUUUCGCCAGUACAACCAGGACAACUGUGAGCUGGAGUGUCUGACGAACUACACGCUGCAGCGGUGCGGUUGCGUACACUUCUCCAUGCCACGAGCGAACGAGACGCGUGUGUGCAAGCUGCAGGAAGCACACUGUCCUUCGACCGCUCGUGGAGUGCUGUUUAUACGCAAACAGCAUCGCAACAGCACGGAAGAUUACCUGCAGCAGUGCGACUGUUUGCCGGCCUGUUCCUCAGUACGGUUCGAUCUGCAGAUUACGCAAGAUUCGCACACGGAAGAGCGGGAGGUGCGAACGUCGAUCGAGACGGAGCAGGAACUGCAGGCCCGGCUUCAGCUUCCAGUAUACUCAGUCCUGCAGGUGUACUAUCAGGACACACACUUCAUACCGGCCCAACGAUCCGAGCUACACGGACUGGUAGACUUCCUGGCAAACUGUGGCGGUCUGUUGGGAUUGUUUAUUGGCGUUAGCUUGCUGAGCAUCGUCGAAGCAAUUUACUACCUUGCAGUUUGUCCAAUGUUCUUAAGAAAGCGAAAACCAAACACAGGAGAAACUCAUGAAAUUUGUUAAGAGAAUUAUUUGUUACGCAUUUAAUUUGUUUUACCUUCCACGACAUGAUUAGGAUGUUUUAGCAAAUGGAGCAAAAAAAACU